This is a messenger RNA of Fulvia fulva, 888 nucleotides long. Its product is annotated as putative NADP-dependent mannitol dehydrogenase. Gene Ontology annotation, cellular component: intracellular anatomical structure. Lineage: Eukaryota; Fungi; Ascomycota; Dothideomycetes; Mycosphaerellales; Mycosphaerellaceae. The coding region runs from base 1 to 888 and encodes 295 amino acids. Gene Ontology annotation, molecular function: oxidoreductase activity, acting on NAD(P)H, oxygen as acceptor. The record is from RefSeq and is a predicted model, not a curated record. The transcript is spliced from 3 exons.
AUGGUUCAAGCAGUGCCUCUCGAGAACGGAGGGUCGGCAAACGGCCAUGCGAACGACAGUAUGGACGCCGAACACAGCGAGAACACACCAGACUUAUCUACUCUGCCGCCGCCGGACUUCAACUGGCAGAUCUCUCUCAAGGAUAAAGUGAUUGCCAUCACUGGGGCAAAUCGAGGCAUUGGACUUGGCAUUGCUGAAGUAUGCCUUGCCAACUCUGCCGAAAUAGUGUACUCCCUGGAUCUGAUGGAGCCCUCCGAAGACUUUUCGACCCUGGAGAAGAGGAAUCCGGGACGGUUCAAGUACAUUCAGACCGAUGUGACCAACGAGGAGAGUGUCAAGAAGGCAGUAGACACUAUUGCCGAGGCCGAAGGCGCGAUACAUGGCAUGGUUUGCAAUGCGGGCAUGACCAAGCAUCAGCCAGCACUAGAAUUCUCACUAGAGCAGGUGAAGCAGUUGUUCAACUUGAACGUGUUCGGCGUUUGGAACUGUGCAACAGCGGCGGCGAGGAAGUUCAUCGAGCUUGGCAUCCAAGGCUCGAUCGUGUGUACCGCAAGCAUGACAUCGUACAGGCCGAACCGAGCUGCUCCUUCUGCACCGUACGGAGGUACCAAGGCCGCUGUUCGGAACAUGUGCCAUACUCUUGCGAUGGAGUGGGCACAGCACGGUAUCAGGAUCAACAGUAUCAGUCCUGGAUUUGUCAAGACGGCCAUGACCUACUACGUUGAAAGGGCGCCAGACUGGGAGACCAAGAUGAAGUACUACGGGGGUAUGCCCCGUCUCGCUCUUCCGCAGGAACUUGGCGGCGCUUACACCUAUCUACUGUCCGACUCUGCCAGCUACACUACCGGUAUCGAUAUCCCUAUUGCUGGCAGCGUAGGUGCCUGGUAA